UUAUUAUUUUUUGUAAACCACGACUUGCAUGAAUCUCAAAAGUAGCAUUCCGAUUUUUCCAUAUCAUAAGAGAGAAACAUCAAAAAAUUAUGGAAAAUUCUCUCCGGAAAAAAAAAAAAACUCUAGAAGAGUUACUGAGGUCACGCCGGUUUUGGCUGCGUAGAGUGACUCGUAACAUCUUUUAGGACAGGCUGAACAUGAAUGAGCAUGUCUCCACUACUUAAGAGUACUCACACUUACCAUCAUAAUUCAUAAUUUUAACUCUACAAAUAUAUAGUUUUCGGCGAUUGAUUGAAACUAAUAGAUGUCGAUCAUUUGCUGCAUUUGAACGUAUGAUCAUAAAGGGUCCAUUUAGAGAUGACGAAUGUAUGAUGAUUAGAGUGAUGUAAAAGGUCAAAAAACUACAUGAACUCCAUUUCUUAACCUUAACUUUCUUACCAUUGGUGCGAACCAAUCCGACGUGGACCAAUCAAAUUGUUUCUUCAAAGCUGAAAAAAAUUACACACUUUUGCAUAUUUUCUCUAAAAAAAUUAACUUUUAAAAAGAGACAAUAGUAGUAAAAGAGAGCAUAAAAUUCAACAAACCCUUCCGAAGAAAGUGACUUUUCUUAGUUCUAUUAAUACUCUCUCUCUCUGCACAUCUGUUACUUCAUUUUCUCUUCCUUUUUUUUCAUUAGAUUCCAUUAACCUUCAAAAGUUUUUCUAUACAUUCUCUCUGCUCAAAACUUUUUUCUUUCAAUACUUGUAAAGAAAAAACAGAGCUUUCUUCUUCUCUUUCAUUGUUACCUUUGCACAGCAUUGCAGCUGUGUAUAACUAAAUGGGGAGACAUUCUUGCUGUUACAAACAAAAACUGAGGAAAGGGCUUUGGUCUCCUGAAGAAGAUGAGAAGCUUCUUACUCACAUCACCAAUCACGGCCAUGGCUGCUGGAGCUCUGUCCCUAAACUCGCUGGUUUGCAGAGAUGUGGGAAGAGUUGUAGACUAAGAUGGAUCAAUUACUUGAGACCUGAUUUAAAGAGAGGAGCUUUUUCUCCAGAGGAGGAGAAUCUCAUCGUCGAGCUUCAUGCCGUCCUCGGAAACAGAUGGUCACAGAUUGCGUCAAGGCUUCCGGGUAGAACCGACAACGAGAUCAAGAAUCUAUGGAACUCAAGCAUCAAGAAGAAACUGAAACAAAGAGGCAUUGACCCAAACACACACAAACCCAUCUCCGAACUUGAGAGCUUUAGCGACAAAGACAAACCAACAACAAGCAACAACAAAAUAAGCGGUAACGACCACAAGUCUCCUAGUUCCUCUUCUGCGACUAACCAAGACUUCUUCAUAGAAAGGCCAUCUGAAUUCUCCGACUACUUCGGAUUUCAGAAGCUUAACUUCAACUCCAAUCUCGGACUCUCUGUGACAACUGAUACUUCACUCUGCUCAAUGAUUCCACCGCAGUUUAGCUCCGGAAACAUGGUUGGUUCUGUCUUUCCGACACCAGUAUGCGUAAAGCCCUCAAUUAAUCUUCCUCCUGACAACAACAGUUCAAGUCCGGUCUCUGGAGGAGAUCAUGUGAAAUUGGCUGCACCAAACUGGGAAUUUCAGACAAACAACAACACCUCAAAUUUCUUCGACAAUGGCGGAUUCUCAUGGUCAAUCCCAAAUUCUUCUACUUCUUCUUCACAAGUCAAACCAAAUCAUAACUUGGAAGAAAUAAAAUGGUCAGAGUAUUUGAACACACCGUUCUUCAUAGGGAACACUGUACAGAGUCAAAGCUCUCAACCAAUCUACAUUAAAUCAGAGACAGAUUACUUAGCCAAUGUUUCAAACAUGACAGAUCCUUGGACCCAAACCCAAAACGAAAACUUGGGCACAGCUGAUACUAGUGACGUGUUCGCCAAGGAUCUUCAGAGAAUGGCCGUCUCAUUUGGUCAGUCCCUUUAGUUUUUUUUUUUUUUUUCUUAAUUUUAACAGAUGUAGAGAACAUAAAGAUAUACAAAGACAUACAAUACGUACAGUGGAUUCAAGUGUUCUGUAUAUUGCAUGGGUCAAAAAAAAGGGAGCUGUCUUUAUUUUUAUGUUUAUUUUUGAAGUGUGUUUUAUACGUCAGAUAUUCUUCUUGCAAAAACAUUCAGUAUCAUACUACUAUAUACUUUUGUUUUGUUAUAAA
Arabidopsis lyrata subsp. lyrata is the source of this 2147-nucleotide messenger RNA. Its product is annotated as transcription factor MYB61. Bases 818 to 1921 code for a protein of 367 amino acids. Gene Ontology annotation, biological process: regulation of stomatal movement. The transcript is spliced from 3 exons. NCBI's taxonomy places the organism in Eukaryota, Viridiplantae, Streptophyta, Magnoliopsida, Brassicales, Brassicaceae. The record is from RefSeq and is a predicted model, not a curated record.